AUGGCUUUGGUGCUGAAGAGCCACGGUCAUCGGAGUUCCGUCCGGCGGCGUACGGACCAUGCCAUCUGCCAAGCAGAAGGCGGAGUCACAAGUGAGGAGAAUGAUGAAGCAGCGAAAAACGCUGUUGUAGAGGCACAUCCAGGUUUCGUGAAGUCGCUCAGCCCGCUGCCGCUGGAGCAGAACACCGUACACCUGGUGAGCCGGAUGGGCUUCGCAGAGUUCCUGCCCGGGGCUGCCGUCCACAUAGUAGCCGCCCUCGUCGGGCUUGUACCCCUCUCUGUAGGCUAUUCGGUGGCAAAGCUGUGGAGCCUUGGGGGCUGGCGGCUGGCGGAUUCCCCAAGCUUCAAGGCUGGAUGCUUUGGCUUCAUCUACGCGAACGGCAUCUUUCCAAGUGUGUUCUGCGACUAUGGCAACGACAACUUCGGACCGCUCCCGGCAAGUGAGGCAGACCAGCAAGCGAUGCUAAGGUCCACUCCGAUCAUCGUCGCCAAUCACGUGAGCUACCUCGAUGUUAUGGUGCUUCCUCUCGCCUUGCAGAUGCCGAAGUUCAUGUCGAAGGCCGGUGUGCGGAAUGCGCCUCUGUUCGGCACACUGGGAGAUGACCUGGAAUACAUCUGGGUGGAUCGUGGAUCGAAGGACGCACGAGGUGCUGCGUUGGGAGCCAUCCAUGAGCAUGUCGCAGGCUGGAAAGAUGGAGAUCGACCUCUAUUGAUCUUUCCGGAGGGAACCACUUCCAAUGGCGCAUCGCUCCUGGAAUUCAAACAAGGUGCCUUCGUUUCGGGUGCUCCCGUGCGGCCUGUGCUCUUGAAGCACACGGGUUCCUGGAAUCCUGCCUGCACGGAUUACCUGAUGACCGACGAUGGCCAACGUUCCUUGUACUCUGACGGCGAAUGGGCAAUGAACUUCUGGGCGCACCUCUUGCACAGCUGUACCGUCUUCGUUUGCGAGCCAUAUUAUCCAUCUGCUGAAGAGAAGGUUUCUUGGAACCGACAUAGCAGAGACGCCAUGCCUCCUGGUCCUGUAUGA
Messenger RNA from Symbiodinium sp. CCMP2592, 1026 nucleotides. Lineage: Eukaryota; Dinophyceae; Suessiales; Symbiodiniaceae. The record is from the annotation of a GenBank genome assembly.